Messenger RNA from Mixia osmundae IAM 14324, 1432 nucleotides. RefSeq lists its product as uncharacterized. The coding region runs from base 1 to 1104 and encodes 367 amino acids. Lineage: Eukaryota; Fungi; Basidiomycota; Mixiomycetes; Mixiales; Mixiaceae. The record is from RefSeq and is a predicted model, not a curated record. The transcript has 7 exons.
AUGAGCAUCGCGCUACGUCGCGUGUCGACGCGUCCAUUGAUUUCUUGGAUUAUCAACAUUCUUCGCACCGUAUCGAGCUUCGCCAUGAUCAUCUACAAAAGAUCGGCACGCCAGCGCAGCAACUUCUACGGAGAAGGCCUGAGCUCAGCUUCUCUCUUUCGAUCUAUCGACAGAGGUCUGCUGGUCGACUGUGUAAGAUCUGUCGACGUAUAUAGGACCGUCCUUGCUGUCUGCGGCGACUAUUCGGCGCUCGACGUUCGUCAACAGCAAAUAAGCAUCUACACCUCUACGCUCGUGCCGGAGCCAUCACAUUCAUUCAACUACUACCCUCAUACCUCACACCUACGGCCGCAACAACAGUCCAGCAAAGCACACGCAAAGAUGAUAACACCCAUCGCAUCCACUUCAGGCUCCAUCCUGCGAGCGAGCAGAUUGGCAGCAACUGCCCUAUUGCUUCUCGGACUGGCGCAGACCACUCUUGCCAGCGUAACGUAUAAGAACGCUGCUCUCUCGCUCGGUAUGACAUCCAAAUCGGUCGUGCUGCCCAAAGACCGCUACAUCUUCACCAACGUCGGCACAGGUCAGACGCUACAGUAUGAUCAAUCAGGCCAGGACAUCUAUCCAGGUCGCGGACGAGGAGAUCCCAUGACAAUAACACCUCACGGACAUGGCACGCAAUGGAGCAAGAUCUCACCCACGAACAGCAAUAACAAAUGCCUAUCCGCGCAAUGGGACUACAAGUUCGAUGGCGGUGCCGAUUGGGCGGCCGUCAUGUACACGUGCUAUGUCGACCCGACGACCAACAGAGGCUUCGAACAUGCCAAGCAGUGGUGGCUGCUCGUGCCGGUCGGCAAGGCAAAGGCCACAAAGUCCCGCGGCAAGCGAUCGCUCAGCGCGCUCGAAGAAGAGGAAGCGACAGCAGACCUCGAGAAGCGCGGAUACAGUGGUGUCUACUACAUUGUUCCGACCGAUCAUAUCCACGACAUGCAAACGCGUGCACUUACCUCUUGCUCAGUCAAGACGGCGGGUGGCGCGACCAGCACUUGCUUGCGCAACUUCAGCGCUAGCGCCAAGACGCAGCAAUGGCGGAUCACCCCUGCAUAAGUGGUAAUCCUUACCAGCCAUACGAAUUAUGUCCCUUGUCUGUCGAAGCGCUCCUAGGCGACUGGAUCGCUGUCACUACUAUAACGCUACACUCAAUGCGCGAAACGAUCACUUCCAUUUCGGCGAACGUCUGUAACCCCUUUCAUGCCUGUAUUGCGGACGCUGGUCGCAUCAAUCCACUCGUUGUUCCUUUCUCAUCAGAGCUUGAAAGGAACAAGUCGCGACCCGAUGAGAUACAUACAACAACGUACAGCAAGACUGAAGUUGAGAGAUUGACACUAUUUACUCAGACUGAAUCUGCAUACUAAUCACUUAAGACCGAUUGAAG